Paramecium primaurelia is the source of this 424-nucleotide messenger RNA. NCBI's taxonomy places the organism in Eukaryota, Ciliophora, Oligohymenophorea, Peniculida, Parameciidae. The record is from the annotation of a GenBank genome assembly.
AUGAACAAUGACAUCUGUAUGUUUGGAUUGACAAAAUCUGGAAAAACCUCUAUGAUUAGAGUUAUAUUCUAAAAGUUAGAAAUAUUCAGAACAUUCCAAUUAGAUCCAACAAAUAGAAUGGAAUCAGUUACAGUCAAUUUAGGAUCUCAUAUUCAUUUUAAGAUUUAUGAGUUUUCUGGACAUUAUGAUUUAAAUGAUUCAUAACCACCUGAAAUUGCAGCAAUGGAAACUUGUAGUCUAAUGAUCUAUGUUAUUGAUUCUUAAGUAAUAUAAUAUUCUAUAUAUAUUUUUUUAUAGGCAGAACCAUUUAAUGAGGCUGUAUAAUAUUUAAGAUAAGCCAUUCAGACUGUAAAAUAAAGAUCCCCUNAAGUCUAUUUUAAUUAAUCUUAAAUUAUUGAAUCUAUAUACUUAUUCAGCUUAUUGA